UGUUAAAAUUCGCGCGCGCUUUUGGCCUAUAAACAACGCAGAUUGUGCGAAAUUUGCAAAGUGCAUAAAAUAAAUAAACAAAUUGAAAUUACGAGAAGAAAAUGCAAAUUCCCCAUUGUUGAUAGAGUGAAAACAUAAAAAUGGCUGAAGCUGGCAAAGCAAAAGUGCUGCAAAACACUGGCAAAUUUGUGAGCGAAACUCGUGCCGAGGGUGACGACUUCUUCAAUGAGGCAGGCUACCGGCAGUCGCGUGAGAACGACAAGAUCGAUUCCAAGUAUGGCUUCGACAGGGUCAAAGACAGCUUGGAGCGCACUGGAUACUUAAUCAACAUGCAUGCCAACGAAGUGCUGGACGAUGACCGUCGGUUAGUUGCCGCCCUCGACUUGUUCUUCAUUCAGAUGGACGGAUCCCGCUUCAAGUGCACCGUGGCCUAUAAACCGUAUCUGCUUAUUCGUCCAGAGGAGAACAUGCACCUGGAGGUGGCGCGUUUUUUGGGCCGCAAGUACUCCGGGCAGCUAGCCAGCCUGGAGCACAUCACCAAGGAGGAUCUGGAUCUAGCUAAUCAUCUUUCGGGAUUGCAGCAGCAUUACCUAAAACUUUCAUUUCUGAAUCAAACAGCUAUGACUAAAGUUAGAAGGGAGCUGAUGGCUGCAGUGCGUCGCAACACGGAGCGUGAGAAGUCCAAUACCUACUACAUGCAGAUGUUGGCCAAUUCUCUGGCUCAGUCUAGUGGAGCAGACGAUGGCAGUGGCAAAAGGCAGCAAGAUUACAUGGACUGCAUCAUGGAUAUAAGGGAACACGAUGUUCCGUACCAUGUGCGCGUCUCCAUCGAUCUGCGCAUCUUCUGUGGCCAGUGGUAUAACAUUCGCUGUCGCAGCGGCACUGAGAUGCCCGUCAUCAGCUGUCGCCAGGACAUCCUCGACAGACCGGAGCCGGUUGUGCUUGCUUUUGAUAUUGAGACUACGAAGUUGCCGCUGAAGUUUCCCGAUGCACAAACCGAUCAGAUCAUGAUGAUCUCGUACAUGAUUGAUGGCCAAGGAUAUCUGAUCACCAAUCGUGAGAUCAUCUCCAGCGAUGUGGCUGACUUUGAGUACACUCCAAAGCCGGAGUUUGAGGGCAACUUCAUCGUGUUCAACGAGGAGAACGAGAUGCAGCUGCUACAGAAGUUCUUCGAUCACAUCAUGGAGGUGCGUCCCCACAUUGUGGUAACCUACAACGGCGACUUCUUCGAUUGGCCUUUUGUGGAGACGCGCGCCGCUGUCUAUGAUCUGGACAUGAAGCAGGAGAUAGGUUUCUCCAAGAUGCGCGACGGAAACUAUCUGAGUCGCCCCUCCAUUCACAUGGAUUGCCUUUGCUGGGUGAAGCGUGAUUCCUAUUUGCCAGUGGGAUCACAGGGCUUGAAAGCGGUGGCCAAGGCGAAGUUACGCUACGAUCCCGUCGAGCUGGAUCCCGAGGACAUGUGUCGCAUGGCUGUCGAGCAGCCGCAGGUGCUGUCCAACUACUCCGUCUCCGAUGCUGUGGCCACUUAUUAUUUGUACAUGAAGUAUGUGCAUCCCUUCAUCUUUGCCUUGAACACCAUUAUUCCCAUGGAGCCAGAUGAGAUUCUGCGCAAAGGAUCUGGCACACUCUGCGAGACGCUGCUCAUGGUGCAAGCUUACCACGCUAACAUUGUCUAUCCCAACAAGCAUAUGAGUGAACUCAACAAGUUGUCCAACGAGGGACACGUGCUGGACUCGGAGACCUAUGUGGGUGGCCAUGUGGAGGCCUUGGAGUCUGGUGUCUUUCGCGCGGACAUUCCGUGUCGCUUUCGCCUGGAUCCCAACAUGGUGCAGCAGCUGAUGGACCACGUGGACGCUGUGCUCAAGCAUGCCAUCGAGGUGGAGGAGGGAAUUCCACUCGAUAAAGUCACCAACUUGAGUGAGGUGAAGCAGGAGAUCAUCCAGGCGCUGCAGGGAUUACACGAUAUUCCAAAUCGCUUGGAACAACCGGUCAUCUAUCACUUGGAUGUGGGCGCCAUGUACCCCAACAUCAUUCUCACCAACCGCCUGCAGCCCUCGGCCAUGGUCACCGAUCUCGACUGCGCUGCCUGCGACUUUAAUAAACCCGGCGUGCGCUGCAAACGCUCCAUGGAUUGGCUGUGGCGUGGCGAGAUGUUGCCCGCUUCGCGCAACGAGUUCCAGCGGAUUCAACAGCAGCUGGAAACGGAGAAGUUUCCUCCGCUGUUUCCAGGUGGCGCCACACGCGCCUUUCACGAGCUGUCAAAGGAGGAUCAGGCAGCAUACGAGAAAAAACGACUUUCGGACUACUGUCGCAAGGCGUACAAGAAGACCAAGAUCACAAAGCUGGAGACACGCAACUCAACCAUCUGCCAGAAGGAGAACAGUUUCUAUGUGGACACCGUGCGCGCCUUUCGCGAUCGUCGUUACGAGUACAAAGGACUCACGAAGACCGCCAAGGCGGCUGUGAAUGCGGCAGUCGCUUCGGGGGAUGCGGCGGAGAUCAAGGCUGCCAAGGGGAGGGAAGUGCUCUACGACUCACUGCAACUGGCGCAUAAGUGUAUCUUGAACUCCUUCUACGGCUAUGUGAUGCGACGUGGCGCUCGCUGGCAUUCCAUGCCCAUGGCGGGCAUCGUUUGCCUCACGGGCUCAAACAUCAUCACGAAGGCACGCGAGAUUAUCGAGAAGGUGGGACGCCCGCUGGAGCUGGACACUGAUGGUAUCUGGUGUAUAUUGCCGGGCUCGUUUCCGCAGGAGUUCACUGUGCACACGACACACGAGAAAAAGAAGAAGAUCAACAUAUCGUAUCCGAAUGCGGUGCUCAACACGAUGGUCAAGGAUCACUUUACCAACGAUCAGUAUCACGAGCUGCGCAAGGAUGCUGAUGGCAACAGCACCUAUGAGGUGCGUGACGAGAACUCCAUCUUCUUCGAGGUGGAUGGCCCCUACUUGGCCAUGGUGCUGCCCGCCGCUAAGGAGGAGGGAAAGAAGCUCAAGAAGCGUUAUGCGGUCUUCAACUUUGAUGGAUCACUGGCUGAGUUAAAGGGCUUCGAGGUGAAGCGACGUGGCGAACUGCAGCUGAUCAAAAACUUCCAAAGUUCAGUCUUUGAAUCCUUCCUUGCGGGCAGCACGUUGGAGGAGUGCUACGCCUCGGUAGCCAAGGUGGCCGACUAUUGGCUGGAUGUGCUCUACAGUCGUGGCUCGAAUCUGCCGGACUCGGAACUCUUCGAGUUGAUUGCCGAGAACAAGUCCAUGUCCAAGAAACUGGAGGAAUAUGGUGCACAGAAAAGCACUUCGAUUUCUACAGCUAAGCGGCUGGCCGAGUUUCUGGGCGAGCAGAUGGUCAAGGAUGCGGGUCUCGCCUGCAAGUACAUUAUCUCUAAGAAACCCGAGGGCGCCCCAGUCACAGAGCGGGCUGUGCCGCUGGCCAUCUUCCAGUCGGAGGCGAGUGUGCGUCGCCAUCACUUGCGACGCUGGCUCAAGGACAAUACCAUGGGCGAUGCGGAUAUUCGGGAUGUGCUGGAUUGGAACUAUUAUAUCGAACGCUUGGGCGGCACGAUACAGAAGAUUAUCACAAUUCCUGCGGCGCUGCAAGGUUUGUCGAAUCCUGUGCCGCGGGUGCAACAUCCCGACUGGCUGCACAAGAAGAUGCUGGAGAAGAAUGAUGUGUUGAAGCAGCGACGCAUUAAUGAGAUGUUCACCAGUCGCCCGCGGCCCAAAGCAGCUUUGACGAAUGACGAGGACAAGCAGAUAGAGCUUGGAGAUAUGGAAGAUCUGGCGGGCAAGCAGCAGGAAGAUUCCUCAGGCAGGCCCAUAGUGACUAAGCGCAAGCGAGUGCAGCUGGAGGAUGGCGAGGAGGCAGAAGGAGAUGCACAGCCCAAGACCUGGAGACAGGCUUUGGGAGCGCCUCCUGCUAUAGGAGAGACACGCAAGACCAUUGUGGAGUGGGUGCGUUUCCAGAAGCGCAAGUGGGCGUGGCAGCAGGAGCAGCGCCAACGCUGCAGGCAGCAAAACAAGCGCUCCAGAGGAGGCGAUGAAUCCACCUCGGCAUCAGCAACUCGCGCCACCACAGCCACCGCUACCUUGGGCGGAUUUCUGCGACGGGCACAGCGCAUGCUGCUCGAUCAACCCUGGCAGAUACUUCAACUCGUGCCUGUGAAUGAUCUAGGACACUUUACAGUGUGGGCUUUGAUAGGAGACGAACUGCAUCGCAUCAAGCUAACAGUGCCGCGUAUCUUCUAUGUGAAUCAGCGAAGUGCGGCCCCGCCAGAGGAGGGACAACUGUGGCGCAAGGUAAAUCGCGUGCUGCCCCGAUCGCGUCCCGUCUACAAUCUCUAUCGCUACAGCGUGCCGGAGCAGCUGUUCAGGGACAACUGCCUGGGCAUGCUGGCGGACUUGGCCACGCCGGACAUCGAGGGCAUCUACGAGACGCAGAUGACGCUCGAGUUCCGCGCUCUCAUGGACAUGGGCUGCAUCUGUGGCGUGCAGCGCGAGGAGGCGCGUCGCCUGGCCUUGCUUUCCACGCGGGAGUUGGAGACAUUCAACAUCGAACAGCUGGAACAGCGUCCGCAGUCUCAUGUGCGUUAUUUGCAGGCGAGCAACAAGCUGAGGAAGCUGUAUCUCUACCAGCACAAUAUUCCUACGGCCAAGAAGGAGAUGUGGGCGCUCUUCCUGCUGCCCAGCAAGAAGGCCUUUGUCUUUGCCCUGGACACUGUUCGCACCAAUCAGAUGCCCAACAUGAAGCAACUCUACACCGCCGAGCGUCUGGCGCUGCUCAAGAAUCUACAGCAAACCACUCAGGCCGAGCAGCUGCCUGCCGAGGACUUUAGCUUCGAGAUUCUGAUCGAGGUGGAUGUCAAGCAAAUCUACAGACACAUUCAGCGUGCGCUCUCCGCCUACAAGCAGGAGCAGCUGGGUCCAACGAUGCUCUGCCUGCAGACGGCAAUCGAGACGAGAAAACUGAGCACAGCGAUGCCUGUGCUGCUGGAAUUCCCUCAGGCGCAGAUUCACAUUUCUGAUGAUGCUAGUCUACUCUCUGGCCUCGACUGGCAGCGUCAAGGCGCUCGAGCUGUGGUGCGGCACUUCUUGAACCUCAACAAUGUGUUGGAACUGAUGCUGGAUCAGUGUCGCUACUUCCAUGUGCCCAUUGGCAACAUGCCACCAGACACUGUGCUCUUUGGCGCCGAUCUCUUCUUCGCCCGCCUGCUGCAGAAGCACAAUUUUGUGCUCUGGUGGUCUGCAAGCACGCGUCCAGAUUUGGGUGGAAGGGAAGCGGACGACAGUCGGCUGCUGGCCGAGUUCGAGGAGAGCAUCAGCGUGGUACAGAAUCGCGCCGGCUUCUAUGGUGAUGUCUGCGUGGAGUUGGCUCUGGACAGUCUGGCUGUGAGUGCGUUGCUGCAGUCGAACAAAAUUCAGGAGAUGGAAGGCGCCUCCUCGGCCAUUACGUUCGAUGUGAUGCCGCAGGCCUCGCUGGAGGAGAUGAUUGGCACUGUGCCGGCGGCCACGUUGCCCAGCUAUGAUGAGACUGCUUUGUGCUCCGCCGCAUUUCGCGUCAUGCGCUCCAUGGUGAAUGGAUGGCUACGCGAGGUGUCCAUAAAUCAGAACAUCUUCUCCGACUUUCAGAUCGUGCACUUUUAUCGCUGGGUGCGCUCUAGCAAUGCUUUGCUCUACGAUCCUGCUUUGCGGCGUUCGCUCAACAAUCUGAUGCGCAAGAUGUUCCUGCGAAUCAUUGCGGAGUUCAAGCGUUUGGGUGCCAGCAUUGUCUAUGCAGACUUUAAUCGCAUCAUACUCAGCUCGGGCAAGAAGACGGUGUCGGAUGCCUUGGGCUAUGUAGACUACAUUGUGCAGAGUCUGCGCAACAAGGAGAUGUUCCACUCCAUACAGCUGAGCUUCGAGCAGUGCUGGAACUUUAUGCUCUGGCUGGAUCAGUCCAACUUCUCGGGCAUACGCGGCAGACUGCCCAAGGGCAUCGACGAGACCGUGUCCUCAAUUGUGGCGGGUAACACAACGUUGCGCCAAAGUCAGGCCAGGCAUGAGCGUGGCGAGGAGGACGACGACGAAGAUGAUGAUGAUGUGCAGCUGGCAGCAGUCGAAGACGAGCAGCAGCUACCUGAUGAGGAAGAGGAGGAGCUGUCCCUCGAGCUCAACUGGACCAUUGCCGAGCAGCUGCCGGAUGAGAAUGAAUGUCGCGAGAAGUUCGAAUCGCUGCUCAGUCUUUUCAUGCAAUCGAUGGCGGAACGCAAGAGCACGGAGCAGGCCAUUAAGGAUAUAUCCCACACAGCCUUCGACUCGGUGCUCAAGUUGCACAAGAACUAUGGCAAAGGCAAGUCGAGUCCUGGCCUGCAGCUCAUUCGCACGUUGGUGAAGGUGCUGAGCGUGGACAAAGCAUUGGCAGAGCAGAUCAACGAGCUGCGACGCAACAUGCUUCGUCUGGUGGGCAUUGGCGAGUUCUCAGAUCUCGCCGAGUGGACGGAUCCCUGUGACACGUACAUUAUCAACGAGGUGAUCUGCAAGGCGUGCAACCAUUGCCGCGACUUGGAUCUCUGCAAGGACAAGCAGCGCGCAAUGAAGGAUGGAAUUCCUGUCUGGUUGUGCGCCCAAUGCUAUGUGGCCUACGACAACGAGGAGAUCGAGAUGCGCAUGAUUGAUGUGUUGCAACGCAAGCUCAUGUCCUUUGUGCUGCAGGAUCUGCGAUGUGCCCGCUGCAACGAGAUCAAGCGCGAGAAUCUCGCCGAGUUCUGCACGUGUGCUGGCAACUUUGUGCCUCUGAUCAGCGGCAAAGAGAUUGAGACGCUGCUCAGUACCUUCAGCAACGUGGCCAGCUACCACAAGAUGCAGUUGCUCCAGCAGACAGUGCAGCAAGCCAUGAAGACGCCACGUUAAUCACUAGUUGACAAAGUGUGUGUCCUUAAAAUAAAAUGUUAUUAUUCU
Messenger RNA from Drosophila nasuta, 6926 nucleotides. It is a transcript of the gene PolE1, whose product is annotated as DNA polymerase epsilon catalytic subunit 1. The transcript has 4 exons. Gene Ontology annotation, molecular function: zinc ion binding; DNA-directed DNA polymerase activity; DNA binding. The record is from RefSeq and is a predicted model, not a curated record. Bases 141 to 6878 code for a protein of 2245 amino acids. NCBI's taxonomy places the organism in Eukaryota, Metazoa, Arthropoda, Insecta, Diptera, Drosophilidae. Gene Ontology annotation, cellular component: nucleus; epsilon DNA polymerase complex. Gene Ontology annotation, biological process: mitotic cell cycle; DNA replication proofreading; leading strand elongation.